CUGUUUAGUGGGAUAAAGAGCUUUAGGAUAGCUUCACCAGAGCUAAUGGCUUUCUGGUAUCUGAACUGUUGCAAAAAAACAUUCAUAACAGGCAUUUUAACUGUUAACCACAGCCAGCCAGCCACGCACUCAGAGGUCGGCCUCAGCCUCUGUCUCCCUCCCUAUAACCGUGUAAGACGGUUCUUUAGUUCACUCACGCUUCCUCUCCACCUGGGGGGCCAAUGGGCUUGGAACAUUCAUCCUGUCUCGAGAUAGAGAAGAACAGACGUAGAGCAACCAACCAUCAGUACUGCAGUAUUAUGCAGCAUAACAGAGACAACAGUGUAGCUAGAAGGGAUAUUUAGUCAGCUUUAUGCACCAACUUUAACUUCGGCCACCAUGAAGAAAUGGUCUGUGUGUCUGAUAUAUUUUUUCAUGAAGACAGCUGUUGUCUUUGCAGAGGUGCUGUUCAUCCACAGGACAGAGGGGCAAUCAACAGACUUCUCCUGUCCCCCUGAGGGGCCCGCUAGCUCUCUGAAAGGCUUCAACCUGUCCCGCCUGUGCCCUGGCGUCCCGGGUCAGCAAACCACCUUGCUAUCGGUGUGGGCGGACUCCAGCCCCAGCCUCAAACUAGACCUCCGGCUCUGGGGACGUCUGGUCGUGGCGUCUGGGGGGUUGGGCGCGUGGUGGGUCAACCUUACCCUGACCGACCUGCAGCCCUCGGACACGGGGCUGUACAACCUGGAGCUCACAAGCAGCUCCACGGCCAACGGCUCGGACCGCAGCCUCCUCACCUGUCCACAGGUGCUUCUGUUGGUGGAGGGGACUGAUAGGCAGUGCCACCAGUGCUCUAGUAAGUACACAUCCCUGCUCUACAGCAUCUUUGCUGCUACAGUACUUCUGCUGCUGAUGUCUACCUGGCUAGCGAGAAAGAGAUGGAUGAGGGCGAGGUGUCGUCAGAAACCACAGCCGCCUCAUCCGAUCUACGAGGAAAUGAACAGCAAGAGUGAGAGGCGGGGUGCAGGAAGCCCCCAGAAUAUCACCAUGAGCACCUCACACAUGGAGACAGCCUUCCCUGUGUACUCCAACCUCGGCGUCAGGCAGGCGGAGGACAACUACUACGCCUGUCCCCGGCAGAUCACAGCCCCUCUAAUGCUCUGAACCUCCUAACUUACUUUUAUACAUCCAUGCUCUUUAAGCUUAGGCUGCUCUGCCAUCUUUCUUCCUGCCUGAAAGGCUAAAUAGGAGUCUCCAAGAGGGUGAUAGCGAACCAACAACAGGAAGGAGGAUGGAGGAAGUAGAUCCUACAAGAGCUUCCAUGUAUUAACAAUAGCUUGGGGCCCAUGAUGAAAGGUACAGAUAUUUCACAGACACGUGCUACGCCUGCAAAGCUUUGAUUGAAAUCAGACGGAUGACAAGUUCAUCUUUAACAGCCAAGUAAAAAACUGCAGUUUUAUUAAUAUUUGAAAGAAGCGCCAUUGAUUAUUAAAACCAUUGUUUCAUUUUUUUUCCGGUGCAUGUCAUUUAACAAUCACAUUCUAUGAGGAGAAAGAUAUACAGAGAGUAAAAUAAAACAUUACAAGCCACUGAACUUUCAUUUAAUCUCAGUACAGACAUCUUUCCUUAGCAUUUCAUAAACAUGAAAAACAAUGCAACACAGCCCUAACCCCCCCCCCCCCAACCAAAAUACUUUUAACUGAAUAAAAGGGACCAAGGGACAGAAGGAAAAAACACAAUUGAACCAAGAUACACCCCUGAUGGGUUCGAAUCCCACAGUGCUCUAGACUAAGAUGCUCAUUGGUGUUUUUUUUUAAGAAAUACACAGCAUGGUGAUGUAGCGGUACAUAGUUGUGGGGGGAGGAAGUUGGAGUAGGGAGGUGGUGGUGGUGCAGGCUCCAACAUCUGCAUCGAUAAAGACCUCCGCAGGCCACCCACCACUUUAGGAUAACACAAUACAUUGGACACCCCUCCCCCCACCCCACAAGACAAAGCAAAAAAUACAUGGGUCACAGAGAAGUAGGUAACGACACCUUCAUCAGCGCCCCAAAACUUUGUGCAUAGAUUUGUGAUCUUUUGAAACCAGUCGGUUACAAAUAAAAAACGAUCCUGCAAGUAAGACCCACCAAAAGCAUUCACAAAAAUGGUUUAAAAUGUUUCUAUUGUCUAAUACCCGCCAUAUAUAUAUAUAUAAAUAUAAGAGAGAGAGAGAGAGAGAGAGAGAGAGAGAGAGCGAGAAAGAGAGAGUAAUGCACAAUGUUCCUGAUUCAGUCAGGUCGGGACCUCAUAAUAAAAUACAAUAAAGAUUCAAACAGCAAUGUUGCAUGUUAUUCACUUUUUUCUUUCACAAUCAAAAUCAUUGACCACUUUUUUUUUGUAAAUGUAAAGCAAUUUUUAAUAUAUAGAUUUAUAUAUAAAGCACUCCAUUUUCAUUUAAAGUCCAUUAUUUGGUUAAUAUGUAACUGCUACGGAUUUAGAAAACAAAGAGAACUUCUUUCCUCUGAAAUCCAUAACUUUCAGUGCUUACAAUUUGUAUUUUUCGUAUCAACUUUUUUUAAAUUGUUAUAUUCACUCGUAAAAACUUACAUUAAAAUGGCGUGGAGUCAGUACUCUGGAAACUCAGCCUUCCUGAGACGAAAUCCACUUUUUUUGUGUGUGCAAGAUAGUGAGCAAUUAUGUCUUCUUUCAAAAUUAAUAAAAUAAAAAGGAACAAAAUAUAUUCAUAUAUCAACAUUUAAAUUACAGGCUUUCAGAUAGUCCUUAAAAAUCAACAUUGACAAAACAAAGCAGCCCAAGGUCAAACAGAACAUGGCGACACUGUUCUAUCCCAGAGCUCCUAAAGACAAUAAGUCUUCAUAAUGCAAAGCGUUGUGUUGUACUUUAUAAAUGGAAGCAUUUGUCCUUUUCAAUUUUUUUAUAAGUUCCCAUAGUAUCAUUUUGCUUAAUCUUUAUUAAUUUUUUUCAUUUUAUUGUAAAAAACACCAGGAAAUAAAGUGUUUGGUGUAAACGGUUUGGUGGCCUUGAGAGAAGGAAAACUAAAAAUGCUAGAGGACUGAACCUCCGUAGAAACUGAAACAAAGCUAACAACCCCCAAUAAUCAAGAAAGAAAUAAAAGUUAAAAAAAAUAAAACUAGGCACCCUCUGAAGAGCUCUGGAAGGUUCCACAACUCAGUCCGAUGUCUUGUCCUUCCAUUUCAAACCGCGACUAUGCUUUGCAUCGCAGCUAAAACAGUGCUAACCUCCCACAUCAUUCCAUGGCCACAGGUCAGCAAAAUACUUUUUUUUGUUGCAUUUUCUGUGUAUCUAUAAAAAAGAUUUUUCUGUUUCUUUUUUUUUCUUUUAGAGUCUGAAAGAAAAUGGUGCAAUACUCAAUAUAUAUAAUCCGGUUAAUCUCGGAUUAUUCCAAGAUGAAAGCCACUAAGGUAGAUAAACAUAUUACAGAUAUUUUUUUCAAACGCACUUACAUUUUUUGUCCUUGAGUAAACAUUUACACGUGAAGUGUCCCGGCCUGUUUACUCCCCGGCCCCCAUACUUGGAUCGGGUUGUUCGAUUGGCUAAGGAGGGGGCUGGGUCAGCCACUCCGUGCAACGCUAUAGGCUAAUGACGACCAACAUUGGAAUAUACUUUUCAACAAGCAAAACAAAUGAAACAAUGAACAGACGCGCUCAAAAAAAAUCCUAGGAUAACUCAAAUUAAAAAUACACAGUGGGAACCAUGUCCGCCAAAUUCACAGGCUCAAAACCCUUGAUAUUCUCACACACACACACACACACACACACACACACACACACACACACACACACACACACACACACACACACACACACACACACACACACACACACACACACACCAAGCAAA
Molecule: messenger RNA, 3837 nt
Organism: Gadus macrocephalus (Pacific cod)
Lineage: Eukaryota; Metazoa; Chordata; Actinopteri; Gadiformes; Gadidae
Exons: 4
Coding region: 379-1140 (253 amino acids)
Biological process (GO): adaptive immune response
Cellular component (GO): membrane
Molecular function (GO): signaling receptor activity
Source: RefSeq, a predicted model, not a curated record